Molecule: messenger RNA, 10365 nt
Organism: Bombyx mandarina (wild silkworm)
Lineage: Eukaryota; Metazoa; Arthropoda; Insecta; Lepidoptera; Bombycidae
Gene: bchs
Product: WD repeat and FYVE domain containing 3 bchs
Molecular function (GO): metal ion binding; protein binding
Source: RefSeq, a predicted model, not a curated record
UCAUGUGGGCGUACAAAAUUUUGAUGAAAAUCAAUUCUUAAGAAAAGCUAGGAAAUUGUAAAAACUGUACAUUUUCAUCUCAGUUAAUUAAGGCGUUUUUAGAGAUUCUCGAAUUAUUUUAUAAUUUCAUUUUUAAAGCAUACUUAUAAAAAUAAAAUAAAAUAAUAAAACAAUGAUUUGUGAAAUAGUUUCAAUACGUUUUACUGGCAUAAUAAUUACUCUCAAUACAUAGGUAGUUGUUUAAAAUGGAAAUCGGUACACUUUUUAUAAGCGUUCUUCUUAUAAUGGUGUGAUUGUAUUAUUUGUGAAGUAAUUAAAAUGAAUUUGAUGCGCAAAUUGCGUGGGGCAUCUUCCUCGGCGUCGUCCGAAUCUGCCGAGGGCUCAGGUUCCUCAUCUCACGUCCAACUUGGACUGAUGCACCUGAAGAAGCUAUUUGCAGAGUACACACAUCCUCAACAACCACUAACAGACGCUGAAAAAGAUGAUAAACUUUACAAUAUGCUGCCUCUAUUUUGUAAGGUGUUUGGCACCAGUCCAUCAAGUGAAAUGAAUGAAAAAUUCUGGGAUAUAUUGUCGUUUUGCCAACAAGUUUCUAAGCUAAUGGUGUCAGAAAUUAGAAAGAGGGCCAGUAACCAAAGUACCGAGGCUGCUAGUUGUGCAAUUGCAAAGUUUUUAGAGAUUGAAAACUCGGAAGAGUCAAGUAAUGGCUGGAUGUUGUUAUCAACACUAAAUCUAUUGGCAGCUGGAGAUCAGUCUCUGAUACAGGUCAUGACCACUGCAGCUAUACCAUCAACACUAGUAAAAUGUUUGUAUCUGUUUUUUGAUCUUCCUGAGAUACCUGAAUCAGAGGCUGAUGUUCAGGAUACUAAUAGUGAAUUUACACCCAGAGAGAGGAGGAUCUUGUUGCAAAAAAUAUUUGUUCAGGUACUUGUAAGAUUAUGCAGCCAUCCUUUCCCAUGUGAAGAAUUAGCGAGAAAGGAUGAUCUCACCCUCUUAUUCUCCGCUAUAACAUCAUGGUGUGCCCCUCAUAAUAUAAUGUGGAGAAAGUCAGCAGCUGAAGUGUUAAUGACGCUUUCUCGACAUGGUCUAACACAAUCUGUUGUUCAGUACAUUCAUAAUAAAGGUUGUGUUGCAUUAUGCAUUGAAAAUAUGCAAAGGAUACCAGAACUGACACCUCUAGAGGUUGUUGAAAUGUUUGUGGCUGUAUUUUGUUUCCUGAAAGACUCUAGUGAAGUUAGUCAAUUACUGUUAGAUGAUUUUAGAUCAUGUCAAGGAUAUUUAUUUCUCUCAGAAUUCCUUUUAAAACAUGAAACUCAAGAUGUACCCGAUUAUUUAACUUCAGGGCUGGAAGAGGAACGCGUCAGCGGUUCAGAAGCUCGUGCUGCUUUACGAAAUCUAGUAUUGAUGAUAUCGUCGCUAUGCGCCUGCGGAUUUUCAGAACUUCGACCGACCCGAGCAAAUACUGAACUAUUCCAAUUACAAGGAUUCGUUUUACCGCAGCCCUCUACACCCGGGCAGGCUGUAAGAAAUGUGCAGGCUUUUCAGGUUUUGCAAUCAGUUUUCAUGAAGUCUAACUCUCCUGCAUUGUGUUGCACUAUAUUGGAUGCUAUAUCAAGUGUUUAUCAUGCUGACAAUGCUAAUUAUUUUAUAUUGGAAAAUCAAAACACCCUUAGCCAGUUUUCGGAAAGAAUUUACACAAAAAAUGCAGAAAUCCAAGAGAAAUUUUUCGAAUUGUUAGAAUUCAUAGUGUUUCAACUAAACUUUGUUCCCUGUAAAGAACUUAUAUCACUCUCACUUUUGUUGAAAGCCAAUAGAUCAAGAAGUUGCAGUAUUUUGUGUAUAAAGACUCUUCUUAACAUUUUAAAACAUAAUACAAUCUUCAAAGAUGUUUAUCGUGAGGUGGGAAUGUUAGAAGUAUUUGUAACCUGUCUAUCGCGAUAUGUAGCAUAUUUAAAAGAUAAACAACUUGAAGAAGAAAAUAAAAAGAGAGAUUCUGAAGCAAUACAACAAGAUAAUGAACUGAGUGAAUCUCCUAAAGCUCCUGAAAGAAAGAAAAAAUCCACCAGAACGGACUCAUUGAUUCGAGAUCCUAAUAUAGACAGUGAAGAGGAAGACUUAGGUUCAUUAUUAAUGGAAGGCUUGACUGCAUUAUUGAAUGCUAAUUCUAGUAAUUGUAACGUUUUUAGGGAUUGUGGAGGUGCAAAAUGUGUGCAUGGUAUGGUUGUCUAUGAAUCUUGUCGUAGUAAAGCCUUAGGUGUCAUUAGAGAAUUAAUAGUGAGUGGGUCCGGUGAGGAAGAUAUGUCUACGUUGCUUUGUGGCAUGCAUGCUGCACCUUCGGAUGCUUUACAUCUCAAACUCCACAUCUUGAAGGCUUUGCUAGCUUGUCUAAGAGAUUCUCAUCGCACUAGGACUAUAUUUAGAAAGGUCAGUGGCUUUGUUUAUGUCACAAGUGUCCUGGUGUCGCUCGAAGGCAAGUUAAAAGGAAACGAGAUCAUGGAUCAAGAUAUGCUUCAAUUGAUUCAUAUAGUAUUUUACACCAUUUCUACUGCCAUGAGAUUCGAACCAGCCAAUGCGAAAUUUUUUCAUCACGAGAUUUGUAUGACUACACUUAGCGAGACCAUACGUAUGUUAGGCUGUUUUACUGAAGACGUAGAGUUACAAUAUGAUACUGAACCUGGAGAUCCGGACCUGUAUGAAGUAUUUCAUGAAUUGUUCACCGGAAAUAUAUUAGAAAUGACAUUUCCCGCAUCUGUGCCUGCAGUAUUUUCGAAUGCGUGCGUUGUUUUACGGUUACUUUAUGAUGUAGCGUUGGAUUCAUUCGACAAACCGACUUUCUGUGGAUCUCUCAAUGUUAAAUCACCCAGUUUAACGCGACAGAGCUCUGCAAUCAACGAAAAUAAACCAGCAGGCCGCACGGCGCCCCUAAACCUUUCCACGGGUUCAAAUAAUGGGGAAGCGUGGAUCAUACAUUCCGGUGUUGUAAUAGUAUUGGCCAAGCUUCUUCCCGCAUUGCCGCGUCCCGCAGAACAUGAAACUCAUGCAAGGGCUAUGAGGGACUAUCUCGCGCAUGUACUCAAAAGUCUCGUUAGGAGCGAGCGCAACCAGCAAGUGAUGUGCGUGGCCGGGCUGGCGGGCACGGUGCUGCGGGUGUGCGGCGCCGCGCUGCGCUGCGAGCGACACGCGCUGCACUCGCCCGCCAUGUACAUGCUCGAACGACUCGCCGCGCAUUCCUUACGACCUAUUGAACUCAGAGAAUUUUUAAGAAUGGGUAAUCCACUAAACUGUGUAGCUCCCGAGCAGGGACAAGUUUGCAAACCAGGUGGACCUGUUCCAUUGACGAGAAUAAAAACAUUGGUUUCCAUGACAACACCGAGGGAUUACCGGUCUCAAAAUUCAUGUACGCUGCCACCUUUCGUGGAGUUUGAUAUGUCGGCUGAGGGUUUCGGUUGUUUGUACAUGCCCAGUAUCGCGCCUCAGUCUGCUAAUUUGAACGCUAUCGGAACACAAGACACGGCCACGCUGGGUGGUAUAGGUUCAGGCGACAGAGUAUUUCCCCCGCAAACGGGUUUGAGUUACUCAACGUGGAUAUGUGUCGAGAAAUACUCCGACCCCCGCUCCGAUCCGCACUGCGUUCGUUUGCUGACUUUAGUACGGAACAUCAACAACACGCGCGACGAACACCUCGUGUGCCUCACCGUUGUAUUGUCGGCCAGGGAUAAGGCCAUCAUUGUAUCCACGCAAGAAACCUUAGUACCGCACAAUGUAGGAGAAUGGGAGCCAGAGGGUUCGGGUGAGUGCGGCGCCCGCGUGUGGUGCCCCGACCUGCAACACGAAGGACAGUGGCAUCACCUCGCGCUCGUGCUUAAUCGUGCUGUCCUCAAGAAUUCCUCGUUUUCCCUUUACUUGGAUGGUCAGCAUAUGCACUCCGGCAAGCUGCACUACGUGAGCGCGAACCCCGGGGGCGGUGCCGCCACGCUGUCGGGCGCGUCCAGCGUGUACUGCGUGCUCGGGACGCCCCCGCAGUGGCGGCGCUACUCGCGGCUGCUGUGGCGACAGGGCCCGGCGCUGCUGCUCGAAGACGUACUCACAGCACAGACAGUGUCGGUUAUAUAUCAACUGGGUCCGCACUACGUGGGCACGCUGCAAGCUCCACUGCCACCGGGACAAAACCAAGAACCUCUGACCCCUCUAGUCGCAGAAGAAAAAGUUAUUUUCGGAAUCAAUGCACGAGCGAUGUCUCAAUUGACCCUCGCGAAGAUAAGGAAAGUGUACAGUAAAAACGACAACAAGGCUAUCGCAAAGCAACUGGGCAUGUCGUCGCACGAAAACGCAACCCCGAUACGGAUACUACACAACUCCGCGGGACACCUGAUGGGACCCGCCAGGUGCUUGGGCGGCACCGUCGUGGGCUAUUUAGGAGUUAGAGUAUUCUGUUCGAAGCCAGCCGCGAUUAUGAUUGACACGGUGGGCGGUUGUUCAGUGCUGUUGGGCUUGAUCGCGAUGGCACAAGACGUGGAAUGUUUGUACGCCGGCGUUAAAGCGCUAGUGUGCGUCGUUCGAUCGAACAAAUCGGCUCAAGCCGAAAUGGACCGGCGGAAGGGAUACCAAACCUUAGCUAUGUUAUUGAAGAGGAAAAAGCAGCUAUUGAAUUCUCAUAUACUCCACCUUGUAUUUGGACUGGUCGGAACUGUGGACAGCCAGAAGGAAACAUCGUCUAUUCCUAAUUUGACAGCUUUUCAAGAUCUCAUCUGCGAGCUAGAGGUGUGGCUCGGCGCCCCCGGUGGCCUGAUUAAAUCGUUACUGGAACAUUUAUUAGAACUGGCCACUGAAACGGCUCACAGAACGCACAAUUUACGCACAAUGAGAGAGCUCCAAUUAGUUUCCAAACUUUUAUACAUAAUUAAUGACGUAAAAGUCGUCAGCACAAAGAACGUUCUAAUACAAUUGUUAGCUGCUUUAUUAGGGGGGCAGCCCAGACCGAGCGAUCUGUUAUGCUUGGGACAAUUCAUGGCAUACACUCUACCGCUACCUUCGCAAACUGAAAAGGGAUUGAAUCCAGUAGAAAGCGACUGCGAGAAAGACUCAGAGGGAGAACAAAUUAUUUUACGUAACAAAUGCUUCAACGUUCUGCACGGCUUAUUAUUCACGGCGAGGAAUCUAGUGAACACGAUAGUUUGCGAGGAAAUAUCACGAGUCUUGGGCAUGGAUUGGUUGUUGAGUUUUAUGCAGGAGAACGUUCACCCAACAACGGUGCUUUGGGCCCUCAGAAUUUUAGUAAUACUUUGUUCGGGACAAGGACACCAAUCUGCAAUUAUGCAAAGGUUCCGCGAAGGAGUGGGUAAUGGUGGCUGGUUGCGUCACACAGAGAUGAUAGCGAGCUCGCAGCAAGCAGGCGUGGUGCUCACGGCCGCCGUCCACUCGCAGUCUCAUCUACACGCGUCCUUGCUCCACACCUCGGGAUUCACUUUACUCGCAUGGUUGAUCCUGUCGCACCUGCACAUACCGGAGCUGUACUACCUGCUGUUCGGGCUGACGCUGGGGCAGCCGAUGCGCGCGGCGUGCUCGGAGCGCGCGGUGUCGGUGGAGCGCGUGUGGGCGGCGGCGUGGGGCGCGGUGGCGCCCGCCCGGCAGUCGUCGGCCGCGCUGGCCGCCCGCAUCACGCUGUGCCCCGAGGCCAUCGUCAUCCUGCUGGGGGCGGUGCGCGCGCUCGUGCACGCCGACCAGCCCGCCCUGCCCGACUGGCUCGUCGACCAUCCAGUGCCCAUCCUGCAGGUGUUGUUUUCCCUCUAUAACACAUUGCCAGAUUUCGUGCCCAUAAUGAUGUCAGCUGAGGUCCUAACUGCAUUGGCUUCAACGUUGUUCCCUCUUAACUCAUCCGAUGACAUUCAUAUGCCGAUAUGCGAGAGCGGGGAAAGUUCGGGCGCAUCGACCCCCGGCUCGGAGAAGGAGGUGGUGAUAGCGGGCGCGUCGGCCGCGCUCACACAGCACGCGGUGCGACAGAGCGUCAUGGACUUCCUGCGGGUCAUAGUAUUGGACUCUCUGUCGCUCAACGUCACGGGGAAGACGGCGCCGAACGCGGAAAGCGCUGACACAGUGCCCUCUUCAAUGUUUUGUACGCCAUGUAGCUCCGGCCCGGCGAGAUCUUACUUUCAUAGCGUUAUUGACCUUGUCUUAGAUGCAUCUCCACCGAAUUCUACAAGCCAGCAACAAAUUGAAUACCAGACUGAAGUAUUGACUACUCUGAUGGAAAAUUUGUUGAAUACCGAACUGUUUAGUUCAGAAUCUAACAUAUCGAAUGUUUGCUAUUUGGCCGCCCGGCUCGUCGAUAAGUUAUGGCAGGGACAACUGUCGAGGGACCCUCACGAGGUAUUCGAUUUUAUUGUGAAACUGGUAACGCAAGCAAAAAAGAAAUCUUCUCUUGUAUCACUGGAAGGGCUCCAUCAUUGUUUGAACAGAACAAUACUUUUCUUAUUAUCACGUUCUACUGAUUCCAUAGCCGAUCAGAUGUCCGUAUUGGAGGCUUUACAUAAACUAACGACGAACAGGCUGCUUAUAUUUGGGGCGGGAAAUCAUGAGUUGGAGUUUAUCGGUUGCCUGACGUAUUGCCUGCUGCAGUUGAGUGCUAACAUGAAGAUCGCUUUAGAUUCGCACAUGCGCACCACUUGGCACGUUAAUCCCAGCGGAGAUCUAGAAUCUAGGGAUGAUAAGCUGACAACUCACCAAGGACGUAAUCUCAUGGCGGGUGCUGCUCGUAGAGUGUGGGAGGAGUUAUACGUGUGCAAGAAACCUGCUAUAGAAGAAGUCUUCAAAAUAACAUUAGUGUUGCCAGUCGGUAACGCGCACGCUCCCGACCUCACUGCGGUCAGGGAACAGCUCAAUGAAAGCGCUCACAAGCUGUGGAUCAACUACAUCGACACCGAAAGAAAAGCCGUAUACAGAGUACCGUGGGAAUUGCACAAUCAGAUCCAGUCCAAGAUACAAAAAGUGACCGGCGGUUUGACCCGGCUUGCGUCCCGUACGAAGGUCAAAAAGGAGGAUUCAGCUAAACAACGUCCCACCCCGCCCAGGGACCACGCGCUCGCUUACAUGCAGGACCAUGUGCAGUUGGUCAGACAGGCGUGGUGCAAGGAGCGUGCGAGCGCGGCCAACACGCGCGCGCACACGACGCGCUACGUGCAGGCGGAGUGGGCGGGCGCGUGGCGGGAGCUCACCCGCGAGCGCGCGCUGUGGGGCCCGCCGCGACCCGCGCCGCUCGACAAGUGGGCGCUCGACUGCACCGAGGGACCCUGCCGCAUGCGCAAGAUGCUGCGCCGGAACCAUCUCUUCUACGCGCACUACCCCUACAGGGCCGACCUCGACAACCCAGAUAACAAACAAUUAAAGUACAAAGUCGCCCAAAGCUUAGACAGCAAGGAAUAUUACCGCGUGUAUCAGCAAUGGCGGACGGCCGGCGCUAUAUUGGACGAGGACGACAGCGUCGAGACACCCGAAAUUAACAACUUCGAAGAGCCCGUAGCCAACACGAGUCAAACAAACUCAGUGGAUGUGGUGGCGAAUGAGGACGGGUCGCCUUCCGAUUUAGUCAGCAGCGGCGUUGUUAGUCGGGGCACGAACCAAGCCUCUGGAGAAGCAAACGAAGAUGGCCUAGAUAAUGAAGACGAAGAUGAACAACCAACACCUCCUCCGGAUAAUCAGACUCUUCUUAGGCUGUUGGAACACCACGAAAAGAUUUCACAUAUGUUCCGCUGCGCAAGAAUUCAAGGCUUAGACACGACUGAAGGACUUCUGCUGUUCGGACGUGAGCAUUGUUACGUCAUCGAUGGGUUUACGUUGUUGAAAAAUCGAGAAAUACGCGACUUGGACAGCUGUCCCGACGAUUACGAACCUAUACUUCCCAGCCAAGGGAUACAGCGGAGCAACCAACGACAGUGCUCUAAAUUUUUAUAUGAAGACAUUAGGGAAGUGCACAAAAGAAGAUAUUUAUUACAACCGAUAGCUCUAGAAGUUUUUUCCAGCGAUGGAAGAAAUUACUUAUUGGCUUUCCCCAGGAAAGUUAGAAAUAAGGUGUACAGCAGGUUCACGGCGCUGGCGACCGGCAUGGCGGACAGCGCGGCGGGCUCGGUGGCGGGACAGAAGCGCGGCGUGCCCGUCGAGCAGCCCGCCGGCCUAUUCGCCUCGCUCAUCGGAGACACCUCCGUCACGCAACGGUGGCUGCGAGGAGAAAUAUCAAACUUCCAAUAUUUAAUGCACUUGAACACCCUCGCUGGGCGGUCGUAUAAUGACCUCAUGCAGUACCCUGUGUUUCCGUGGAUUCUUGCCGACUAUGAUACCUUAGAGCUGGAUCUAAACGACCCGGCGACGUUCCGGGAUCUUACUAAACCAAUGGGAGCGCAAAAUCCUGAACGAUUGGAACAAUUCAGAAAGAGAUAUAAGGAGUGGGACGAUCCUCACGGCGAGACGCCUCCGUAUCACUACGGCACGCACUACUCUUCCGCCAUGAUCGUGUGCUCGUACUUAGUGCGUAUGGAACCAUUCACGCAACACUUCUUGAGACUCCAAGGCGGCCAUUUUGAUUUAGCUGACAGAAUGUUUCAUUCGAUAAAGGAAGCGUGGAACUCAGCUUCUAAACACAAUAUGGCCGACGUGAAAGAAUUGAUUCCAGAAUUCUUUUAUUUACCAGAGUUUUUAGUCAAUUCGAAUAAUUUUGAUCUGGGUUGUAAGCAGUCCGGCGUGGCCCUGGGUGACGUGGUGUUGCCGCCGUGGGCCAAGGGGGAUCCUCGCGAGUUCAUACGUCUGCACCGCGCCGCGCUGGAGUCUGAUUACGUUUCUCACAGACUCCACCACUGGAUCGACUUAGUUUUCGGAUACAAACAACAAGGACAACCGGCAGUUGACUCAUCUAACGUAUUCCAUCAUUUGUUUUACGAAGGAAACGUUGAUAUUUACAAUAUUGAUGAUCCCCUUAAAAAGAACGCCACCAUUGGCUUCAUAAAUAACUUUGGACAGAUCCCUAAACAGUUGUUCAAAAAGGCUCAUCCCAGUAAGAAAAUGUCGCAAAGGAGCUCCACGAUAUUAGAUCCUAAUAACAUAAUACCAUCUCAAGGUAUCACUCCACCUGAAAAAUUGUUCUUCCACAAUCUAGAAAAUUUGAGGCCUUCUUUACAACCAGUAAAAGAAGUGAAAGGCCCCGUCGGUCAAAUAUUAUAUACAGAUAAAGCGAUCCUAGCAGUAGAACAGAACAAAGUGUUGAUGCCUCCCUCGUACAACAAGUACGUGGCUUGGGGCUUCGCUGAUCAUUCUUUGAGGAUUGGGAACUACGACAACGACAAGGCGGUGUUCGUGUGCGAAUCUGUGGCGCAGUCCUGUGGGGAAAUUGUGGCUUGUGUCUGCCCCUCGGCCAAGACUAUCGUGACCGCCGGCACCAGUACCGUCGUAACGGUGUGGCAGUAUUUGGCUCGCCGGCGUCGGCUGUCGGUCAAGGUGUGUCUGUACGGUCACGAGGAGGCCGUGACGUGCCUGGCGGCCAGCCCCGCCUACAACCUGGUGGUGAGCGGCAGCCGGGACGGGCAGGUCAUCGUCUGGGACGUCGAACGCGGCUCCUUCAUCCGGCAACUGGUGCCCGACAACACGCGCGGCCCGCACCCCCCCGUGUCCGCGCUCGCCAUCGACGACUUAACCGGCGACAUAGCCACGUGUCGCGGCAGCUGGUUGUAUCUGUGGUCCAUCAACGGCACGUUGCUGGGCGGCGUGGACACGGCGGGAGGGCGUGAACGGUCGCAUCAGAUUCUGUGCGUCGCUUUCAGCCAGACCCGCGAGUGGGACCCGCUCAACGUCGUCAUCACGGGCUCGUCGGACGGGGUCGUCCGGAUGUGGUCCAUAGACUACAUAGCGGAUACAUCAGAGAGUCAAGUCGAUGAAAGCUUAGACUGUGGCGAUGUUAGUGUUGACCCUGCCUCGAGCUCUGCUGAUGUAGACAAAGGGAAAGAAGAACAAAAAUCAUCGGAACUGGACACCGAGGAGUUGAGAACAGAGAGUGAGAGAACAGUCGAUGCUGAUGUGAAGAUUAAUGAUCCUCAGCCCAUAGAAACUGAGGCAGCUAUCAAAAGAGUUGAAGAAUUGGUUAAACAGAUGAGUCUAUCACAAGAAACUGAUGGUAAGUUGUAAAAUCAGCAUCAGAAAGUUCUCUGUCCGAUGCCUGUGAAACUAGUGCAAAGGAGUCCGCUCGCAGACACGACGAGAAAGACAUUUGCAGCGACAACGAUGAAAGAUUUGAACAAAAGGACGAACAUAUUGUCGAUUCUUGUGAUGAAGUCAAACAGGAUUACGACAACGAGAAGGAAGUUGAUGAUGACAAAGAAAAUCUGA